This is a messenger RNA of Cylindrotheca closterium, 1476 nucleotides long. The record is from the annotation of a GenBank genome assembly. Lineage: Eukaryota; Bacillariophyta; Bacillariophyceae; Bacillariales; Bacillariaceae.
AUGGUCACGGUAAGGCUAUGGCUAAUAUCACUGCUAGCUAUACAUGUUGUAAAUGGUGAAACGAUAAGGAGGGAAAGAAAGCGAGAAAAGGAAAGCAAACACGAAUCGAUUCAACUUCGAACACGAUGGUUUAUGCAUGCGGCGCAAAAUGCAAAGGCGUCUGCAGCUGGAUUUGAUACCGAAGAUGAGACAUUAAUGCUACAGUUCGAAGCAAUGAUUGAAGAGAAUAUGAGUAUCGCUACGGCGAGUCCAUCUGCUGCAAGUAUUGCCCCCUCGCCCACAACGAGAAUAAGUAGUUUUCCAACUACAUUGCCGUCAGAAGGAGGAAUGACACCAUCUCCCACCAAGUCUCCAUCCGAAGUACCAAGUUCAACAACAGCACAGCCUAGCGAAUCUCAGUCAGCAUCACCCUCUGAAGGUGUAAUGGAUGGCACACCCAUCGGGGUUCCUAUGAAUUCUCCGACAAGUAUACCAAGCCUUCGUAGUGGCGUUCCCACACUUUCUCCUAGUCUGUCGCUCCCGGAGGUACCAUCAGCCUCUCCUAGUGUCAUUCCAACAUCAAGUUCAACAACUCCAUGCAACAUGUCUCCUCAAAAUCGUGCAGAUAGCAUGCUGGCUCUAAUCAAUGUCAUAUCUAGGCAAAAUGAUGUUAUUCGGGGCGGAAGUCCGCAGAACUUGGCUGCAAAUUGGAUCAUCAAUGGCGACGAAGCAAAACUGUGUCCUCAAGAUGAUACCUGGAUUCAGCGCUACAUUAUGGCAGUCUUUUACUACAGUACCAAUGGUAAUCGCUGGUUUCAAUGCCAAUCACCGAGUGAUACAGGACUAUCAAUUUCUGAGGCAAAUGAAGCAUGUAACCUAACUAGUACAUCAGCGGAAGGUACUUAUGCCUGGUUGACUCCAGACAGCGAAUGUCUAUGGGCUGGAAUCACGUGUGAUGAUAGUGAAAAUACCAUUGAACAGCUUGCAAUUGAAUCGAAUGGCGUAAGUGGCACAAUACCCUUUGAAAUACGAAGCCUUCAAUCUUUGGUGAACUUGUCGCUGGAACGGGGUAUAAUAACUGGUACCAUCCCAGAAGAUGUUGGAUUCAUAAGGGGUCUCGAAACACUCGAUCUUGAUAAUAACAUAAUUGAAGGGACGAUUCCGUUGUCCAUUUAUCGAUUGACGAACUUGCAGCAGCUUGAUUUGGACCAAAACGAGCUUCAAGGUACCAUCAGCCCUACAAUCGAAAGGAUGACUAAUCUACGACUACUGCAACUGAACAGUAAUAAUCUCAGUGGCACGAUUCCGACAGAGCUUGGAAAACUACCGAACCUCAGUGUUGCUACAUUCGAACGGAAUCAAAUGGAUGGUACAAUGCCUAGCGAAGUAUGUGCCAACGUCGACGUAUUGAGUACACUUACCACUGACUGCUUGGGUGCUCCAAAUCGACCAUCUCCGCCUUUUGUUGCUUGUUCCUGUUGCUCUGGAUGCUUCUAA